Molecule: messenger RNA, 945 nt
Organism: Thamnophis elegans (Western terrestrial garter snake)
Lineage: Eukaryota; Metazoa; Chordata; Lepidosauria; Squamata; Natricidae
Product: olfactory receptor 2G3-like
Exons: 1
Coding region: 1-945 (314 amino acids)
Biological process (GO): G protein-coupled receptor signaling pathway
Cellular component (GO): membrane
Molecular function (GO): olfactory receptor activity; G protein-coupled receptor activity
Source: RefSeq, a predicted model, not a curated record
AUGAACAAGGAAACCUCGUGGGAAACCAGUAACCAAAGCAACCAAGGAGAAUUCAUCUUGCUGGGAGUUGCUGACCGGCCACGCUUGGAGAUGUUGCUCUUUGCUCUUGUCCUGGCCUGCUACUUGAUGACUCUUUUGGGCAACACAACCAUCAUCGUGACAUCGAGACUAGAUCCAGGGCUCCAUACCCCCAUGUAUUUCUUCCUCAGCAACCUUUCCUUCCUUGACCUUUGCUUCACCACCAGUCUUGGGCCCCAUGUUCUGGUGAACUUCUCGAGAAAAAGUAAGGCCAUCCCUUAUGGUGCCUGUGUGGCUGAAAUGUAUAUCUCCCUUGCUCUGGGCUGCACAGAGUGUAUUUUGUUGGCUGCCAUGGCCUACGACCGUUAUGCCGCCAUCUGUCAUCCACUGCGCUACACUUUGAUUAUGAGCCAGUCUCUGUGUUUCAUGAUGACUGCUGUCUCCUGGGUAAGUGGCUUCAGUCUCUCAUUAGUUUAUACAGUGAUGAUUCUUAGGCUUCCAUUUUGUGGGCGAAAUCACUUAGAUCAUUUCUUUUGUGAGCUCCCUGCCAUUCUGAAACUGGCCUGUGUUGACACUUCCCUUAAUGAAGCUUUGAUGCUGUCUGGAAGUGUGGUGUUUCUUCUAGCACCGGUUAGUCUCAUCACAGUCUCUUAUGGCUAUAUAGCUGCUGCAGUGCUGAGGAUCCACUCAGCUGAGGCCAGGAAGAGGGCCUUCAACACUUGUUCCUCCCACUUGAUGGUGGUCUGGCUCUUCUAUGGCACAGCCAUUUUCAAUUAUAUCCAGCCUCUGUCCAUCUCCUCCAGUGAUCAACGCAAGAUGAUUUCCCUUUUCUACACCUUUGUCACCCCCAUGCUUAACCCACUGAUCUACACUCUGAGGAACAAAGAGGUGCAUAAAGCUCUCCACAGACUAAUCAAGAAGAAAUAA